This is a messenger RNA of Eurypyga helias (sunbittern), 405 nucleotides long. Its product is annotated as mesoderm induction early response protein 3-like. Gene Ontology annotation, molecular function: transcription corepressor activity; histone deacetylase binding. The record is from RefSeq and is a predicted model, not a curated record. NCBI's taxonomy places the organism in Eukaryota, Metazoa, Chordata, Aves, Eurypygiformes, Eurypygidae. The annotation marks the transcript as partial. Gene Ontology annotation, biological process: negative regulation of transcription by RNA polymerase II. The transcript has 3 exons. Gene Ontology annotation, cellular component: nucleoplasm.
UUGGCUCUUUGUCGUCUGAGGAUCAUGACUUUGACCCUUCUGCUGAAAUGCUGGUACAUGAUUAUGAUGAUGAGCGAACUCUUGAAGAAGAAGAGAAAAUGAUGGAAGAAAACAAAAAUUUCAGCUCUGAAAUUGAAGAUUUAGAAAAGGAAGGAAACAUGCCAUUGGAUGAUUUACUGGCAUUCUAUGGCUAUGAACCUGCGAUUCCAGUUAUGGCUGGUUCUAGCACAGAUAGCUCUCAAAGUGAACUUGCAGAUGAACUUCCAGAUAUGACUCUAGAUAAAGAGGAAAUAGCUAAAGACCUCUUGUCGGGUGAUGAUGAAGAAACACAGUCCUCUGCUGAUGACUUGACACCAUCAGUUACUUCACAUGAGGCUACCAACUUCUUUCCUCGGCCAUUAAGAU